ACACACACGAACACUCACAAUGCAAUCCAACACCUCCGGAGCAGGCCUUUCCAACGUCGGCCACGGCGCCAUCUACGAAGCCGGUGACCAGCGCAACGUCCCCCAGUCCGAGAUCAACGAGCGCGAAAGGUACGAGGAGGGUCAGCACCGGAGUCACAAGAACAUUGAUUCGAAGGACGACCGCUCCAUCGCCAACAAGCUCGCCGCUCAGUCACAGAAGACCGAUUCGUCCAAGGCAUCGGGUUCGGGCUAUGACCCUGAAGCUGAAUUGAGCAAGAAGAACCCCGAGGCGCCGGCCGUGCUACACGGACACGAACCCUCUCGGGGCGCCCAGGUCGACCACGACCUCCAGAAGGAUGAUGAGUUGAGACUGCGCGAGAAGGGUAUCAAUUAAAUAGGUGCAUGAGUCUUACGAUGUCGUUUAUGAUUGUUUAGCAUUUUUGGUUGGGUUGUGUAUCAUUAGAUUUGCCAUGGUCUCAUGACUUGUAUCUUAAUAAUGGAGAU
Molecule: messenger RNA, 504 nt
Organism: Aspergillus ruber CBS 135680
Lineage: Eukaryota; Fungi; Ascomycota; Eurotiomycetes; Eurotiales; Aspergillaceae
Exons: 3
Coding region: 20-394 (124 amino acids)
Source: RefSeq, a predicted model, not a curated record